Messenger RNA from Brienomyrus brachyistius, 861 nucleotides. Its product is annotated as coagulation factor V-like. The transcript is spliced from 9 exons. NCBI's taxonomy places the organism in Eukaryota, Metazoa, Chordata, Actinopteri, Osteoglossiformes, Mormyridae. Bases 1 to 861 code for a protein of 286 amino acids. The record is from RefSeq and is a predicted model, not a curated record.
AUGGAUGUGUCGCAGUCACUUCACAUCUUGUUUUGUCAUUGUCUUAUUAAAAAGUUUUACUUGUGCUCUGCGUUGGUGACCCUCUGUCACCCUCUAUCACACUCAUCCCUGCAGGUCCCUCUGUCACACUCAUCCCUGCAGGUCCUUCUGUCGCCCUCUGUCACACUCAUCCCUGCAGGUCCCUCUGUCACACUCAUCCCUGCAGGUCCCUCUGUCACCCUCUAUCACACUCAUCCCUGCAGGUCCCUCUGUCACACUCAUCCCUGCAGGUCCCUCUGUCGCCCUCUGUCACACUCAUCCCUGCAGGUCCCUCGGUUGCCCUCUGUCACACUCAUCCCUGCAGGUCCCUCUUUCACACUCAUCCCUGCAGGUCCCUCUGUCGCCCUCUGUCACACUCAUCCCUGCAGGUCCCUCUGUCGCCCUCUGUCACACUCAUCCCUGCAGGUCCCUCUGUCGCCCUCUGUCACACUCAUCCCUGCAGGUCCCUCGGUUGCCCUCUGUCACACUCAUCCCUGCAGGUCCCUCUUUCACACUCAUCCCUGCAGGUCCCUCUGUCGCCCUCUGUCACACUCAUCCCUGCAGGUCCCUCUGUCGCCCUCUGUCACACUCAUCCCUGCAGGUCCCUCUGUCGCCCUCUGUCACACUCAUCCCUGCAGGUCCCUCUGUCGCCCUCUGUCACACUCAUCCCUGCAGGUCCCUCUUUCACACUCAUCCCUGCAGGUCCCUCUGUCGCCCUCUGUCACACUCAUCCCUGCAGGUCCCUCUGUCGCCCUGUCACACUCAUCCUUGCAGGUCCCUCUGUCACCCUCUGUCACACUCAUCCCUGCAGGUCACAAUGUCCUGCAGGCUGCUAUGGUCUAA